Molecule: messenger RNA, 7246 nt
Organism: Menidia menidia (Atlantic silverside)
Lineage: Eukaryota; Metazoa; Chordata; Actinopteri; Atheriniformes; Atherinopsidae
Source: the annotation of a GenBank genome assembly
AGGGAUUUGUGUAGAGUAGCGGAACCAGUUAUCGAAGAGGAGAUUGGACCCAACGCGGCCUUUUGGAUUGUCUCAUGCAAAGGAAGCGAAAACGCCUCCCACGAGGUAGAUCGGUCGUACUUUUGCCAGCGGGGAGUCUUGUAUUUAGGCCAUGAAAGCUUAGAAUAGAUUUUGGGCUUUGUUAGUUGGGAACAAGACAAACAAGAGACCGGGAAGGAAUCGAGCAUUAACUGCGAAAGGCCAUGGCCUACUCCAGCUAUAGCAACCUGAGCAGAGCUCAACUUACCUUUGAGUACCUGCACACUAAUUCGACUACUCACGAGUUCUUAUUUGGCGCCUUGGCAGAGCUAGUGGACAAUUCAAGAGAUGCCAAUGCUACACGAAUAGACAUCUACACAGAAAAGAGACCUGAGCUGCGUGGGGGUUUCAUGCUGUGUUUUCUGGAUGAUGGCAUCGGGAUGGACCCGAAUGAGGCGACACAUGUGAUUCAGUUUGGAAAAUCAAACAAACGCUCUCCGGAGUCCACGCAGAUUGGCCAGUAUGGAAAUGGAUUGAAAUCGGGAUCCAUGAGAAUUGGAAAGGACUUUAUCUUGUUCACUAAAAAGGAAAAUGCACUGACUUGCCUUUUCCUGUCAAGGACUUUCCAUGAAGAAGAGGGACUUGAUGAGGUGAUAGUACCCCUCCCCUCCUGGGAUAUGAGGACCAAGGAGCCGCUGACUUCUGAUCCGGAGAAGUACGCCAUAGAGACAGAACUCAUCUUCAAAUACUCCCCCUUUAAAAAUGAGCAGCAGCUCAUGGAGCAGUUCAACAAAAUAGAAAGCAGCAGUGGUACCCUUGUAAUCGUAUAUAAUCUGAAGCUGAUGGACAACGGAGAACCAGAGCUGGAUGCUGAUGCAGAUCACCAGGACAUACUGAUGGCUGGUACACCUGUUGAAGGAGUUAAGCCAGAAAAGAGGUCAUUCAGGGCAUACACAGCUGUUCUGUACAUCGACCCACGCAUGAGGAUUUUCAUCCAGGGGCAUAAAGUGAGAACCAAGAGACUCUCCUGCUGUCUCUAUAAACCAAGGGUUUAUAAAUAUACAUCUACACGCUUCAAAACCCGGGCAGAGCAAGAAGUAAAAAAAGCAGAUCACCUUGCAAAGAUUGCGGAGGAGAAAGCCAGAGAGGCAGAGAGCAAACGUGCAGUAAUGGAGGCCAGAUUAGGAGAGGACUUGUCAAAAGAUUCUCGGGCAAUUCUUAGGAAAGUCCAGGAUUCAGCCAUGAUGCUUCGACGAGAAGCUGAUUUAAGAAAAAGGAAUCUUGAAGCCAAGCAAAAAGCAUUAAAGGAGCCAAAGGAUUUAAACUUUAUAUUUGGGGUGAAUAUCGAACAGAGGGACCUGGACGGGAUGUUUGUGUACAACUGUUCUCGUCUCAUCAAGAUGUAUGAGAAGACUGGGCCUCAGCUGGAAGGAGGCAUGGCGUGUGGUGGCGUGGUUGGAGUUGUAGAUGUCCCAUAUUUGAUUCUAGAGCCAACACACAACAAACAAGACUUUGCAGAUGCUAAAGAAUAUCGACACUUGCUGAAAUCCAUGGGGGACCAUUUAGCUCAAUACUGGAAGGACAGCAACAUUGCCCAAAAAGGCAUAGUGAAGUUCUGGGAUGAAUUUGGAUAUCUCUCUGCCAGUUGGUCUGCGCCUCCAUCAUCAGAGCUGAGAUACAAAAGACGUCGUGCAAUGGAGAUUCCACUUACUAUUCAGUGUGAUAAAUGUCUGAAGUGGAGAACGCUGCCUUUCCAGAUGGAUGCAGUGGAUAAACGUUACCCGGACAGCUGGGUCUGUCUCAUGAACCCGGACAGCAGCCAGGACAGGUGUGAUGCACCUGAACAGAAGCAGAAUUUACCAUGUGGUGUCCUAAAGAAAGACAAACUAACAGCUGAAGACAAACAGAAAGAGCUGGCUGAGAAAAUCAAACAGCAACAGGAAAAACUGGAUGCCUUGCAGAAAACCAGCACAAUCAAAUCUGCAGCAGACAUAAAAAAACUACCACUAGAAGUCAGCAUGAAACGAACAGAAGGCUCCUCUCAGGCGACAAGGUCAUCUGAAAGAUCUAUAACUCGCCCACGCUCCCCACCGCUCCCAGCUCACCUAAAAAAUGCCCCAAGUGCUCCCCCACAGCGUACAGCUUCUCAGCGCCCCACACGAGCACCUGCACCCCCAACCCCAUCACCUAAAAGUGAACCAUCCAGGUCCAGAGCUGCAGCCAAGCCUCCUGCUCCUGCAGCAAAGUCUGCUCCCAAAACGCCUCCCCCAGGCCGCAGCUCGCGGGCUUCUGCCAAAGCAUCAUCUGUCAAGCCCGCUGCUUCAGCUCUGCGUAAGAGAAUUAUUGAGCAGGAGGAAAGUGAGGAAGAGGAGGAGGAGGAGGAAGAGGAAGAGGAGGAGGAGGAGGAGGAAGAAGAAGAUAGUGAAGAAGAACCACAGACAAAGAAAUCCAAGAUGGCAGCCGCUGCCAGUAACCGCGGUAAAGCGGUGGAGAAGGCCCCCCUGCCCAAACGCGGCAAACUGGAAGAGGUUAAAACUCCAUCUCAGCCUGAGAAGAAAGGAGUUUCUACUCCUGCACGGCAGCCUCCGUCCACACCAACCUCUGUACUUAAAUCCAUUUCCAUGCUACAGCAAGGGGCAAAAGAAAAGGGACCUGAGAAAGCAUCACAGAAGGAGCCAGAGAGCGACACUAAAAACGCACAGAAAGAUAAGGGUCUGCUGGUUGAGGUCCGUGUUAAUAAGGAGUGGUACACUGGAAAAGUAAUUGCUGUGGAGGCAAAUAAACAAACUGUUCGCUGGAAAGUGAAAUUCGACUAUGUACCAAGAUCUACCCCUAAAGACCGAUGGGUGUUUAAGGGUAGUGAUGAAGUCCGGCUGAUGCGGCCACCAUCUCCAAUCUGUCAGAUGCCCGACACCCAGCAGGAGACAGAGAAAGGCCCUGCACCCAUGGAGCCUGACACCACUCAGCCUGGAACCAGUCGUGAGGUAACCGACAGCCUGGUCUCCAUGCUGAGGACAAUGCUACGCUACUUCUUCCCUCCUGCUUUUCGAAUUCCUAAGGAUGACGUCACCAGCAUGACAGCGGAGGAGUUGGUAACGUUUCCUUUGAAAGAAUAUUUCCAGCACUAUGAGUCGGGUCUCCAGUCGUUGUGUAAUUCAUACCAGAGCAGAGCUGACGCCAGGGCCAAGGCUGUGGAGGAGAAGAGCAACAGCACUGAGCUCAAACUGAAGGAGGCCGAUGAGAAACUACAGAAAUUACGUACAAAUAUUGUAGCACUCCUUCAAAAAGUGCAGGAGGACAUUGAUAUAAACACAGAUGAUGAACUUGAUGCCUACAUAGAGGACCUUCUGACGAAGGCCAGAAACACUGCUGGACUAGCAUUAGGCAGAUCUGGAACCAUGUCGCUGUGUCCAGCCCUCCUGACCAGACAGGCAGCGGGGGGCAUCUGCAGGCUGUGGGGAGGGGCUGCUCCAACACUUGCAUCCACCAGAUCCUUCAGUGUAGCUGAGGUGGGAACAAGAAGAUCUGAUGAAGAGCUGGCCUGGGAGGCAGCAGCGGGUUACCCGCCUUUCAGCAGAGCCAGGAUCGGGGCGUUCUUUCAGGGACGGCCGGUGCUUAAGAACCCGUUUCUGGAGGAUGCCCUGCUCAGAGGAUAUCUGAAGAGACACCUGCCUGAUGAGGCAGUUUUCUCAGACUUAAGAACAUUUGGAGAGCGUGUGGCAACAGAAGUGGACGGGUGGGGUAGAGACUGUGAAGUCAACCCUCCCCGGCUGGAGCGUUUUGAUCCCUGGGGCCGGAGAGUGGACCACAUCGUGACCUCUGAAGCCUGGAAACGCAUGAAAGACCUGUCCGCAGAAGAGGGACUGGUUGCCAUUGGUUAUGAGAGAUCUUUUGGGGAAUGGAGUCGCGUGUACCAGAUGAGCAAGUUGUAUGUUUUUUCUCCCUCGUCGGGUCUCUACACCUGCCCCCUGGCCAUGACUGAUGGAGCUGCAAAAGUCAUCCAGUCCAUAGGAUUAUCGUGGCCUGUAGAAGAAGCUUACAGUCGCUUGACAACCAGAGAGCCCAAAUUUUUCUGGACAUCUGGUCAGUGGAUGACUGAGAGACAAGGAGGAUCUGAUGUAGCCAGCGGCACUGAAACGGUGGCAGUUCCCCAAACGGACGGCUCCUACAAACUACACGGCUUCAAGUGGUUCACAUCUGCCACAGACGCAAACAUGACCCUCACUCUGGCUCGAGUGCUGGACGGAGCAGGGGCGGCCACGCCGGGCAGCAAGGGUUUGUCUCUUUUUUAUGCCGAGGUGAGUCGAGAUGCAGAUGGCCAACUGAGGGGCAUAGAAGUUCAGAGACUCAAAGACAAGCUGGGAACUCGACAGAUGCCCACGGCUGAGUUACUGCUGGACGGCCUGCCUGCAUACAGACUCUCAGAGGAGGGGAGAGGUGUGGCCUCUAUAGCGAACAUGUUAACCGUAACCAGAAUCCACAACAGCGUCUCUGCAGCAGCUGCAAUGAGAAGGGUGCUCCAGUUGGCUCGUGACUAUGCCACUCGUCGCACAGCCUUUGGAAAGCCUCUUAAAGACCACCCACUUCACAUGCAGACACUGGCACGUAUGGAGGUGGAGACUCGCGGAGCCUUUCUUCUGGUGAUGGAGGUGUGUCGUCUGUUGGGCAGAGAAGAGAGCGGCCUGGCCAGCCAGCUUGAUGCAAACCUGCUUCGUCUGCUGACCCCGGUGGUCAAACUGUACACCGGGAAGCAGGCGGUAGCUGUCGUGUCAGAGGGCUUAGAAAGCUUUGGGGGACAGGGCUACAUCGAGGACACUGGGUUGCCGGGAAUUCUCCGUGAUGCACAGGUACUGAGUAUUUGGGAGGGAACAACAAAUGUUCUGUCCCUGGACGUGCUGCGCUGUGUGGCUCGUAGCUCAGGAAUGGUUCUCCACGCUUACUUUGCCCACGUCAAGUCAUUGCUCGCAGCAGCCUCAGGCACAUCCUCCCUCAGCCCAGCUGUGAACGCUGUUGGCGGCGCUUUGUCUGAGCUGGAGGAGUUUGUUCAGACAGCAGCUGCCAAACCAGUCACCUACCUGGAGCUGGCAGCCAGAGACCUGGCGUACAGCCUGGCCCGCAUCUAUGCAGGGGCCCUUCUGAUUGACCAUGCUAGCUGGAAAGGAGCCUCUUCACAAGACAGCUAUGCAGCUCUCAGGUGGUGUGAGCAGGAGUUAUGUCCAGUGGCAGCUAAACAGAGGAGAGGCUGCUAUGAUUCCAGCACUGCACCACAGGAUGCUGCACUGCACCAGCAUGGACGCGGCUCCCGGAUAAACAGGACCAUGUCUCUUCGUGUUGUUCUGCCUUUUUUCGUGGCCCUGUGUAGCCGGGGGGUUACCUCGGACUCACAGGUCCUCCGGACCCCCUCUGUCAUCGGAGUGGCCGGACAGCCCUCAACUACCACUCUAUUAACGGUGAUGCCGAAAAGCAGCAACGAUGAGUGUGACCUUGUGAUGAACCGCAGCGCUGCAGACCGCUGUGCGUUUGUGAAGCACACCCCGGACUGUGACAUGGAAGAUGGCUUCAUCAACUACCUCGAUGUGGCUUUCUGCCUGCUGCCCCCCAACCUCACACCUCUCACCAUCACUCUCUGUAUCAUAUGGCUGUUUGUGCUGUUUGUUAUUCUUGGACUUUCCGCAUCUAAGUUUUUCUGUCCCAACCUGUCAGCCAUCUCCUCAACUCUGCACCUCACCCACAAUGUGGCCGGCGUGACGUUCCUGGCUCUGGGUAAUGGAGCCCCGGACAUCUUCAGUGCCAUGGCGGCCUUCUCCCGUCCACACACUGCUGGGAUGGCUGUUGGAGCCUUGUUUGGAGCGGGCAUAUUUGUUACCACAGUCGUUGCGGGCAGCGUGGCCAUGGUCAAACCUUUUGCCGUGGCCUCCCGCCCCUUUUUGCGGGACGUCAUCUUCUAUAUGGUGGCGGUGUUUUGGACUUUUCUCAUGCUGUACAGAGGAACCACCACACUGGGAGAAACACUAAGGUACCUGAGCCUCUACGCUGUGUACGUCGUGACCGUCAUUGUCAGCGCGUGCAUCUACAAUCGGCAAAAAAAUUCCUUGAACGCCAGCUCUCAAAAUGUUCCACAUAUACCAGAGUUUCAUUCUUCCGACUCAUCCGAUGACGACGGUCCCGACCUGAUGGAUGGGACUAUACAGGAAGAGUAUGAGUCGGAGUACCGGCCGCUCCUGCCUUACACUGAGUCCACAAGUCAGAUCCUGCUCAGCUCCUUAAAUCCGGUUGAUCACAGGAAAUGGAGGAGGAAACCAUGGAGCUGGAGAGCCCUUAAAGUCCUGAGGACGCCUCUAGAGGUGCUGCUGCUUAUCUGCAUCCCUGUGGUCGACCCUGACAAAGAAGACAAAAACUGGAGGCGACCGUUGAACUGCUUACACCUGAUCACUGCUCCUGUUGUGUGUGUACUCCUCUUUCAGUCUGGAAAAUAUGGAGAUUAUAUGAUCCAGGAUCAGUUUCCUCUCUGGCUGCUAUUUUUUCUAAUGGGGCUGUUCAUGGCUGCCAUCGUUUUCUGCACAACCACCAAUGAAUCUCCCCCCAAAUAUCAUCCACUCUUUGCAUGUUUGGGUUUUUUGGUGAGUGCGGUAUUGAUCAGCGCAGCGGCCUCAGAGGUGGUUAGUCUUCUGCACAUGCUCGGGGUGGUGCUGAGUCUCAGCAACACGGUGCUCGGGUUGACUCUCCUGGCCUGGGGAAAUAGCAUCGGAGACUGUUUUUCUGACAUCACGAUUGCGAAGCAGGGUUACCCACGGAUGGCCAUAUCUGCCUGUUUUGGAGGCAUCAUUUUCAACAUGCUGUUGGGAGUUGGUUUGGGAUGUGUGACGCAAAUGGUUAAGACUCAGUCUGAUGUGCAGUUUGAAUCUGAGGGGCUGCUAACGUGGAUUCUGGCAGGAUCUCUGGGUUUGUCUUUGGUCCUGUCUUUUAUCAUUGUUCCGCUCUGCCAGUUCCACUUGGGUCGGACCUAUGGGAUCUUUCUCCUCGUCUUCUACGCCACCUUCCUUCUCAUUGCACUUCUCACAGAGUUUCACAAGAUACAUACCUGACCUGAGAGUGGACCUGCAGCCAGUCUAAAACAGGUCAUUCUCUGAUAAAGACUGUAACCUGAGGGGCUGCAAAGGGUGCAUAUGAAAUUCCUCUGCCUGCAGUAUUUAUGCACCAACACACACUCUUCUGCUCAGGGACCUCU